This is a messenger RNA of Nothoprocta perdicaria, 8482 nucleotides long. It is a transcript of the gene APC2, whose product is annotated as APC2, WNT signaling pathway regulator. The record is from RefSeq and is a predicted model, not a curated record. Gene Ontology annotation, molecular function: gamma-catenin binding; beta-catenin binding; microtubule binding. Gene Ontology annotation, cellular component: beta-catenin destruction complex; cytoplasmic microtubule; catenin complex. The coding region runs from base 28 to 7266 and encodes 2412 amino acids. NCBI's taxonomy places the organism in Eukaryota, Metazoa, Chordata, Aves, Tinamiformes, Tinamidae. Gene Ontology annotation, biological process: cell migration; regulation of cell differentiation; negative regulation of microtubule depolymerization. The transcript is spliced from 14 exons.
CCCCUGCAGGCUGAUGAGGUGCUGAAGAUGUCCGGCUCCAUUGCCUCGUACGAGCAGCUCGUGCGGCAGGUGGAGGCGCUCAAGAAGGAGAACAGCCACCUGCGGCGCGAGCUGCAGGACAACUCGCACCACCUCUCCAAGCUCGAGAAUGAGACCUCAGACAUGAAGGAGGUUCUGAAGCACCUGCAGGACAAGUUGGAGCAGGAGGCCCGGGUCAUGGUGUCCUCAGGGCAGACGGAGGUCCUGGAGCAGCUCAAAGCCCUGCAGAUGGACAUCUCCAGCCUCUACAACCUCAAGUUCCCAACGGCCAAACUGGUGCCAGAGCUGGCGGAGGAGUUGCUGCUGCCUGCCCCGCGGGGCAAGGAUGGCACCGGGGACCCAGGCCAGGCCACCCUGCGUAUCCUCGAGGAGCUGGACCGCGAGAGGUGCUUCUUGCUGGGCGAGAUGGAGAAGGAGGAGAAGGAGAAGGGCUGGUACUACACACAGCUGCAGAACCUGUCCAAGCGCCUGGACGAGCUGCCGCAUGUGGAAACGUUCUCCAUGCAGAUGGAUCUCAUCCGGCAGCAGCUGGAGUUCGAGGUGCAGCAUAUCCGUGCGCUCAUGGAGGAGCGCUUUGGCACAGCUGAUGAGAUGGUGCAGCGGGCACAGAUCCGUGCGUCGCGGCUGGAGCAGAUUGACAAGGAGCUCAUGGAGGCGCAGGACAAGGUGCAGCAGUCAGAGCCGCAGCUCUGCGCGAAACUGCCGGGCCUGGAGGAGGACAGCGACCUCGACCUGCCCACCCACCCCGAUGAUGGCAGCGGUAGCCUGGGCAGCAGCAAGGUGGAGGUUGUCUUCUGGCUCCUGUCCAUGCUGGCGACACGGGACAAGGAGGACAUGUCGCGCACACUGCUGGCCAUGUCGAGCUCACAAGAGAGUUGCCUGGCCAUGCGCAAGUCAGGCUGCCUGCCCUUGCUCAUCCAGAUCCUGCAUGACUCAGACCACGAGCCGGGGCCGCCCGAGAGUCCCGCGGGUGCCAAGGACGCCCGCAUGCGUGCCAACGCUGCCCUGCACAACAUCGUCUUCUCGCAGCCUGAUGAGGGCCAGGCCAAGAAGGAGAUGCGGGUGCUGCACGUGCUCGAGCAGAUCCGCUCCUACUCGGAGACCUGCUGGGACUGGCUGCAGAUGCAAGGCCACGAGGGGAGCAAGGGACCUGAGGGUGGAGCGGCCCCGGUGCCCAUCGAGCCCCAGAUCUGCCAGGCCACCUGUGCUAUCAUGAAGCUCUCCUUCGAUGAGGAGUACCGACGUGCCAUGAACGAGCUGGGUGGACUGCAGGCAGUGGCUGAGCUGCUGCAAGUGGACUAUGAGAUGCACAGGAUGACGAGUGACCCGCUGAACCUGGCACUGCGGCGCUACGCAGGCAUGGCCCUUACCAACCUCACCUUUGGAGACGUGGUCAACAAGGCCACACUCUGCUCCCGCCGCGGCUGCAUGGAGGCCAUCGUGGCUCAGCUGGCCUCAGACAGCGAGGAGCUGCACCAGGUGGUCUCCAGCAUCCUGAGGAACCUGUCGUGGCGCGCGGACAUCAACAGCAAGAAGGUGCUGCGGGAGGUGGGCAGCGUGGCCGGGCUCACACAGUGCGCGCUGCAUGCCACCAAGGAGUCGACGCUCAAGAGCGUGCUCAGCGCGCUCUGGAACCUCUCGGCGCACAGCACGGAGAACAAAGCUGCCAUCUGUGUGGUGGAGGGUGCCCUGGGCUUCCUGGUGAGCACCCUCACCUACAAGUGCCAGAGCAACUCGCUGGCCAUCAUCGAGAGCGGCGGCGGCAUCCUCCGCAACGUCUCCAGCCUUAUUGCCACACGCGAGGACUACCGGCAGGUACUCCGGGACCACAACUGCUUGCAGACGCUGCUGCAGCACCUGCGCUCACAUAGCCUCACAAUCGUAAGCAAUGCCUGCGGCACGCUCUGGAACCUCUCAGCACGCAGCCCCAAGGACCAGGAGCUGCUCUGGGACCUGGGGGCCGUCAGCAUGUUGCGCAACCUCAUCCACUCCAAGCACAAGAUGAUUGCCAUGGGCAGCGCUGCCGCCCUCCGCAACCUGCUCACCAACCGGCCCCCCAAGUACAAGGAUACAUCUGUCAUCUCCCCAGGCUCCUGCAUGCCCUCCCUCUAUGUGCGCAAGCAGAAGGCUUUGGAGGCCGAGCUGGAUGCAAAGCACUUGGCUGAGACCUUUGACACCAUGGAGAAGCAGAGCCUGAAGAGCCAGAGUGCGAAGAAGCCACUGCGGCACAUGGAGAGCCUGGUGAAGGACUAUGCCUCUGACUCAGGCUGCUUUGAUGAUGAUGAGGUGCCCAAUGUCUCGAGCGGCGUGGAGGCGGCGAACGCCUCCGUCCUCUCCAUGUUCCUCAACUCCUCUUUCCUCCAAGGCCAGGCUCUGCCCCGAGCUCUUGCUCAGAGGAGAUGCCCAGAGCCGGAAAAGGACACAGGCAGCAAGCUGGCCGAGCCCAAGAAGCCACCGUUACCAGAGGACGACGUCUCACUGGCAGCCGAGAAGCUGGCCAACAAGAUCUCCAGCACGGUGGCCAAGAUCGACAAGCUGGUGGAAGACAUCUCCACCAUGCACACAUCCUCAGAUGACAGCUUCAGCCUCAGCUCGGAGGAUCACUGCCUUGACUGGCAGUACGGGGCCGAGGAGGCGCGCGAGGCUCGUGCCCAGUCCUGCUCGCCCUGCCGCCUCUCGGACACCAGCGGCUUCGCCAAGCGGGAGAACCUGAAUCGCGCACGGGCGCUGCUGCGUCUGAAGACGGCCUACACCAGUCUGUCCAACGACAGCCUCAACAGUGGCAGCACCAGCGAUGGCUACUGCACCAAGGAGCACAUGAAACCCUGCACCCGCGCACCCUUCCUUGACUAUCGUGAGGAGCUGCAGCACUACCAGAAGCGGCCCAGCAGGCUUGACCUCAAGAACAUCCUCAGCAGCAAACCCGAGCGCAUUGAGCCACCUGUACCAAAGGCCAAGGACCAGGCAGAACCAGACAAGCUGGAGCAGGGGGACCUGCCUGAGAGAGCCAAGAAGACAGUGACCUUCCCCAGUCCCAAGGCACUGGACAAGGAGCCCGAAUGGAAGAAGGAGGCAGGCAGCAAGCUCCCCUCUGACCCACAGGUGCACACGAUCAAGCUCUCCCCAUCCUACCAGCACAUCCCGCUGCUCGAGAACCUGGCCAAGAGCAGCUCAACCGCCAGCGCUGGGGGCCUGGCCAGUGCUGGCCACCACCCCUCGCUGCUGGGCAGAAAGCAGGCCUGGCUUCCCCCUGCGCUGCUGCAGACAGCCGAUACCCUCAGCAAGAUCCCAGAGAAGCUGGCAGCACACCCGCCUGCCACCGCGGAGCAGGAGUUGGUGCAGAAGUACUCGGUGGAGGACACCCCGAUCUGCUUCUCGCGCUGCAGCUCGCUCUCCUCGCUCUCCUCGGCCGACAACGUGCUAGAUGGGCAGAGUCACAGCGAGAAUGACAUUGACAGUGACUCCUCCCUGGAGAUCAUAGAGAUGGAGGAAGGGAACGGGGAGCCCGAGGAUGGGAGGCAGCAGAAGGAGAAGGCAGUGGAUCGAGGCCCAACCACUCCAGGGGGGAUUUCAAAGCCCAUUAGCAUCCCCUUCCCAAAGCGUGACAAAGUCUUCCUGCGGGAGACAUCCCCGUCACGCCACGAGGACCUCACACCCUCGAGCUCCUCGGAGAACUACAUCCAGGAGACACCACUGGUGAUGAGCCGCUGCAGCUCCGUGAGUUCCCUAGGCAGCUUCGAGAGCCCCUCCAUUGCCAGCUCCAUCCAGAGUGACCCUUGCAGUGAGAUGUUCAGUGGCACCAUCAGCCCUAGUGAGCUACCUGACAGCCCUGGGCAGACCAUGCCGCCAAGCCGCAGCAAGACACCCCUCUUCGAGCUGGGCUGCCAGCCGGAGAAGGAGACCAGCCAGUUCAACAUUCAGUGGGAGAACAAUGUCAAGAAGUUCAUGGAGAUUACAGACUUCAAAGAGCGCUUCCAACUGCCCCAGGACCUGGACUCCAUGGUCUACUUCACAGUGGAGAAACCCAAUGAGAACUUUUCCUGUGCGUCCAGCCUCAGUGCCCUGCCCCUCCAUGAGCACUACGUGCAGAAGGACGUGGAGCUCAAGCUGAUGCCCACCUUCCCAGAGAAAAACAGUCUCAAUUUUGUGGCCCACGAGAAGCGGGAGGAGAGGCGGGAGGAGCGAUUUCUGGAGGCCCGGCGGCGGGCAGACCAUGUGGAGCCCAACUCUGAUGACGACAUUGAGAUCCUCAAGGAGUGCAUCAACUCGGCCAUGCCUUCCCGCUUCUGCAAGGUGAAGACGUCGCUGCUCUCGGGUCAGGUGCUGCACCCGCACACCAAGAAGGCUGUGCACGUGCCCGUCUACAUGCUGGUGCCGGCCUCGUCCCACCCAGGGGUCCCCAGGCAUCUGCAAGUGGCCGCCCGCGACCCCUUCAAGGACGAUGAUUCCUGCACCGACUCUGCGGACGGUACCCCGGUGAACUUCUCCAGCGCCGCCUCGCUGAGCGAUGAGACCCUACGCUACCCAGCCAAGGAGGAGCCCAAACAGCCUCAGGGCCCCCCGAAGAGGAUGGAGAGGAGGGAGGCGGCAUCUGGACAGCGCAGCCAGGCUGAGGGGCAGCGGGAGCCUGGGAAGAGAUCGUCCUCUGGCAGCUCCGCACAGAGCCGUGGUGGCUCGGCCUGCAAGCCCCCAACGAGGGAUGGCGUUAAGGCCAAGCGGGGCCAGGAGCCCUCCAGGAGCAGCGGCAGCCUGGAGCGGGACACGAGGCAGAAAGAUGGGGCCCCUGAAGGCGACGUGGCCUUCCAGUCCCUGUGCCACACGACGCCGACAGAGGAGGCCAUCUACUGCUUCUAUGAGUGUGACUCCGACGAGGCGCCUGAUGUGGUGGGUGGCAGAGCCCGGCCUGGCCAGAGUCUGCGCACAGAGCGACGUGGCAGCCCCGUCUGCCGUCCAGAGCCCGAUACCAGCAAUCAGCCGGUGCCCGGCAAGGCCAAAGCAGUGACCAAGAUGCAGCACAACCUCAUAGCAGACGAGACGCCGCCAUGCUACUCACUCAGCUCCUCCAUGAGCUCCCUGAGUGAUGCCAACCUCUCUGCGGGUGAGGGCUGGGUGCAGCCCCACAGCAAAGUGGCCCAGGCGCGCGCGGUGCUGGGGCUGGCACGCAGCAGCUCCCCCAGCUCACUCAGUCUCCACUCUGAGGACAACCUGCUGCAGAAGUGCAUCGGCUCGGUCAUGCCCAAGCGGAGACGGCCCUCAGUGCAUCGUCGUGCCACCGAGCGCAAGACAAAGCUCAAGGGCUCCAGCACCAAGAGCCUGGGCAGCAGGAAAGCUGAGGGUCAGCAUCACCCCGCCGAGGACGCCGGCUCUGACCGGGGCUCUGACCUGGACAGCGUGGAGUGGAAAGCCAUCCAGGAGGGUGCCAACUCCAUAGUCACCUGGCUGCACCAGGCUGCCGCGUCCCUGUCGCGGGAGGCAUCCUCUGAGUCUGACUCCAUCCUCUCCUUCAUGUCAGGGCUCUCAGUUGGCUCCACCCUGCAGCUCUCCCUGGAGAGGAAGGAGAAGAAACAGGCCCGAGGCCCUGAGGCAAACAAGAGGGAGCGAACCAAGGGCAUCCCACCAGGCAAGAAGGCGAUGGAGCCCCGGGCCGUGGGCGGCCGCAGUGCUGGGACAUCCCGGAGCCCAGCCCCACAGAAGCCCGUGCCCAACCUGCCCGUGGUUUUCCGUGGUAGGACAGUCAUCUACAUGCCCAGCCUGGCCAAGGAUGCCGCCAGCCUACGGUCCACCCCCAAGAAGACAGCGACAGCAGCAGCCAAGGCUGAGAUGACAGCCAAGAAUCUGUCUCUGAGCCAGCAGCGGUCACGGAGCCUUCACCGGCUGGGCAAGGCCUCUGAGCUGGGCGAGCUGGCGCUUCCCAAGCGCAGCACCACACCGCCCGCGCGCAUGGGCAAGGGGCCACCAUCCUCGGGCUCAUCCCGCACUUCUACCCCAUCACAGCCCGCUGGAAAAAAGCUGCCAUCGCCCUCGCAGCUGGCCAAGCUGGGCCCACCACCGGCCGGCAAGGUGGGUGGCACUUCGUCCCCACCAGGCAGAGCUGCAGCGCCCAAGUCACCGGCGCCCAAGCAGCCCAAGACACAGAAGUCACCGGUGCGCAUCCCCUUCAUGCAGAAGCCCAGCAAGAAGGCGCUGCCAGCUCGGGGUGCGCUACCAGCGCUGGAGGAGCACACGGGCAGCAUCAAGGCGUGUGGUGGUGGCACCGGCGGGCGAGCGGGGCCGGCGGGCAGGCAGAUGGAGCUGGAGCGUGUGGCGUCGGCGCACGCCAGAAGCAGCGACACGGAGCGCUCUGGCUUCCUGCGCCAGCUCACCUUCAUCAAGGAGUCGUCCAGCCUGCUUCUGCGGCACCACACGGAGCUGCCGCCAGUGCCAGGCCCUGCGCAGCCGCGCAGCCGCGCUGCCCUGCCUGCUGUCUUCCUCUGCUCGUCCCGCUGCGAUGAGCUCAAGGCAGCCAAGGGGGUGCUGAGGCCAGGCUCAUUGAGCACCCAGGGGCAAAGUGGGGCCAAAGCACCACGGAGAACCAGCUCGCAGAGCCCAUCGCGCCUGCCGGUGAAAAGCAGUGGCAUCGGGACGCCGGAGCCCUUCAAGCGCUACUCAUCCUCACCCAACAUCAGUGUGGCCCGCAGGGCCAGCAGCCCCUCAUCUGUGCGCUCGGCCACCUCCGAGGCCACCGCACCACGUCGGGCACGGCAGCCCCUUGAGCCCCCGACAGCACCAAAGGCACCCACAGCGAUGAUGAAGGGCACGUGGCGGCGGAUCCGUGACGAGGACAUUCCACACAUCCUCAAGAGCACACUGCCCUCCUCAGCACUGCCGCUGGCCAGCGCCACCGAGGAGGAGGAGGAGGAGGAGGCAGUGCCAAGUGCAGGGACACCACGCAAGACGAGUGACGCCGUAGUACAGACCGAGGACUUCGCCACCGCCAAGACCAACUCCAGCACAUCGCCCACACUGGAAAGCCGUGUGGGGCCUGAGCGUGGCCGCAGCGCUGGCCCGGGCCCUGGCAAGGGUGCCUUGCCCAUCUUCAGGCAUGAGCCCACAGGUAGCAGCAGCUUCCCGGGCAGCCGGCACGGCUCCCCCAGCCGUGCCGCCCGCGUCUCCCCCUUCAACUAUGUGCCCAGCCCCAUGGCCAUGCCUGCCGCAGCCGACAAGGCAGUGGAGAAAAUCCCAGCCUAGGUGCUGCUGCCAGUAGAGCCGCUCCAGUACUGCUGGAGCCGGAAGAUACCCUGGAGCUGCAGCAGUGACCCCUCUGUCGUGAACCCCUAGAACCAGCUGGGACAGUCUGGAUGGGGAAGGGGACGCAGGACGGCCGGAGGACCCACUCCCCAUCCCAUGUUUUGAUCACUUCCCCGGCACUGGAGGCAGCAGGAGGCUUUCCCGGUGGCCCUGCAGCCCUUUGCGGGAUGUGGCGAUGCUGGCACCGGGGAGGAGCCCAGGACGCUGCAGUUCCACUGCACACUUCCACUCACACAUCGGCUCUACCAUUGGCCCUGCCAUUAAGCAGCUGCUUUAUUAACGAAAGAGCAAAGAGUGGGGAAUUCAUCCCCCCCAGCUUGGGAUUGUAGCUCGGGAUCACAGCAGGGAAAGGCACAAGGAGGGUCCGGAUGAUGAUAAGCGCAGAGGCCUCUCUGCUGCUGAAAGGAGGGCGGGCGCCAGGUCGGGGAGCUGUGGGGGCGGGAUCCAGGUGCUGAUCUGGCCUGGGGGCACCCAGCUCCAGGGAAAGGGUCUGGGCCCCCUGCACUGUCUGCAGAGCCCCGGUGCUGCCCCACGGACACGGGUCCAUCCAGGACUGGACUACGCCCACAUGGCCUCCCACCAGCUUGGGAAGCAUCAGGGACCCUCUCAUGCUGCGGCCUCCCUCUGCUCCCAGUGCUCCCUUGUCUCUCCUCCUGGCUCCAGCUCUGCAGUCACUGGAGCUUCCUCGGAUAGGGCAGCUCCAGGACCAGGACUCUAUCUGGGGACACCCACGGGGGCUGCAAGGGGCAGAGGGACACGCUGCGGGUGGGAGGGCUAUGGGGCUGCCGGGGCAGCAGCCACAGGCAGGAGGGCCCAGGGGACCUUCCUAGUCCCAGCACAACCUGGGGCCACCAAAACCCCCAGCUGGGAGUUUUGGGACUGGGCAGGGACAUGCAGCUCUCAGGGACGAGAACAGCUCCCCCCAGGGAGCUGCUGCCCUGCUCUGGCUACGCGGGUGCAGCCCCCAUUUCAAACCAGCUCCCCCUGGCUCCUUAGCACUGGCUCUGGUUCCCUUCUGUGGAGCAGCAUGGGGGCUGGCGGCAGCCCCUUCUCUGCUUCUGGUGCCCCCUGCCCCCCAGCGCUGUAUUUAUGUACUAAGGAUGUUAUUUUACCAGGAUUCUGGACAGUAUUAAAAAUUAAAGGCAAACCUAUGUAA